This is a messenger RNA of Oryza brachyantha (malo sina), 2493 nucleotides long. RefSeq names its product tubby-like F-box protein 5. Gene Ontology annotation, molecular function: protein binding. The transcript is spliced from 4 exons. NCBI's taxonomy places the organism in Eukaryota, Viridiplantae, Streptophyta, Magnoliopsida, Poales, Poaceae. Bases 915 to 2225 code for a protein of 436 amino acids. The record is from RefSeq and is a predicted model, not a curated record.
CCGUGUUCUGGCAUAGGAUUCUUGUUGGGCAGCUGUUGAGUUUUGGGAGCCGCUACUGCAAGUAGCCAAGUACGCACUGGGAGAAAUUAAAACGCCUUGAAAAGUGAAAACUCAGAGGAGGAAAAAAAAAAGAGAACUCCCAACAAAAGCUGCCCCCACCGGGCUAAAAAAAUCGGCUCAGACCUUACCCUUUUUUUUAAAUCCCUUUUAUCCUCUGCCUAAUAGAAACCCACACACAAACACAUGAAUUCGCAGGAGCUGCAGUCUAGAGAGAGGGGGAGGAGAGGAGAGUGAGAGAGACAAAGCAUAAAGGCACUGCGGAGAAGCUGGACGCCGUGAAGAAAUCUGUAGCCUGAGAGAGAGAGAGAGAGAGAGAGAGAGAGAGAGUGAGGAAGAAGGGAGGGUGAUUCUCUGAUCUGGAGCUCGUUGGGGGGAAAGGAGUUGGGAGAAUCUCAUGGGAGCUUUGAAGAAAUGGGGAAAAGAAGCUCCUUGAUCCGUUCUUGAGCCGGAAAAAGUGAUCUUUCGGGUCGUGUGGCUGGAGAAAUUUGGAUCUUGAGGCUAACGGAGGACAACGCCUCGAUUCUUCCGGCGCUCCGUUGCUGCAUUGCCUUCUUGUCCCCAGAUCCGAGCUGCCGUGCGAGGAAAAGCCGGAUCUUUUGCCUGCGUUCUUCCCAAAUCCGCCCAAAUUUUGAGCUCUUGAGCUGUUUCAUGGUAGCCCCGUGCUAGCUUCAAAUCUUUUUCAGAAAGAACAUUUGUUUAGUUGGGGGUUAGAUAUGGCAGGGAUUCGGACUACUUUAUGAGCUGUCUCCUGCCAUUUUUUUUAGAGUAGAUUCGUCAGUAAUGGCGGAUCUUGCCAUGGAGUAGUAGCAGGGGUUUCCUUCGGUGAUAGCGAAGCGUACUAGCCAUAAGCGGCGAUGUCUCUGAAGAGCAUUGUGCGGGAACUGAGGGAGAUGAGGGAUGGCAUCGGCAGCAUGUCGAGGCGAGCCGCUGGCGGCGGCGGCGGCGGUUCCGACGGGCGCGCCGGCCACGGCCGCGGGGGCUCGCGGCAUUCCUGGCCUGGCCUCUGGUCGGAGCAGCAGCAGCCGCCUCAGCCACCGCAGCAGCGUCAGGGCCAGGAACAGCAGCAGCAGCAGGGGCGGUGGGCGAACCUGCCACCGGAGCUGCUGCUGGACGUGAUCCAGAGGGUGGAGGCCAGCGAGGCGACGUGGCCGGCGCGGCGCCAGGUGGUGGCGUGCGCUGCCGUCUGCCGGUCAUGGCGCGAGGUCACCAAGGAGGUGGUGAAGACGCUCGAGGAGUGCGGCAGGAUCACCUUCCCCAUCUCCCUCAAGCAGCCGGGGCCUCGGGAGCAUCCGGUGCAGUGCUUUGUCAGGAGGGACAGGGCAACAUCCACCUAUCUCCUCUACCUGGGGCUCAGCCCAUCUCUGCACGGGGAAAACGACAAGCUUUUGCUUGCUGCACGUAAGAUUAGACGGGCAGCCAGGACUUCUUUUGUGAUCUCAUUGGUCUCUAAUGACUUCUCUCAAUCGAGUAGCACCUAUGUCGGUAAACUGAAACCAAACUUCCUCGGCACAAAGUUUACAAUCUUCGACAGCCAGCCACCUUGCGAUGCUGUGGUGUUGCCAAACAACCGGCCAAGCAAGAGACAUUUCAAGCAAGUAUCACCACGAUUGCCUCUAGGCAAUUAUAAUGUUGCUACAGUCUCAUAUGAACUCACUGUCCUACGGAAUAGAGGACCAAGGAGAAUGCAAUGCACCAUGCACUCAAUACCAGCAUUGUGUAUUCAGGAAGGUGGCAAGGCCCCAACCCCUACUGGCAUCAUCCACUCAAUCGACGAGCAAGUUCCCACCUUAUCAACUAGCAAAGGAAAGGAACCAGCCGUAGAAUUUUCUUCGACAAGCCUCAGUGCUGAUCUGUCUGGACCGGUUUGUACAAACGAAGUGCCUCUUGUUCUGAAGAACAAAGCUCCUCGCUGGCAUGAGCAGCUGCAGUGCUGGUGCCUCAACUUCCGAGGGCGCGUUACAGUGGCAUCAGUCAAGAACUUCCAGCUUGUUGCGUCAGUUGAUCCUUCCCUUGGUAUCCCUCCGGCAGAGCAGGAGAAAGUCAUCCUCCAAUUUGGGAAGAUCGGAAAGGAUAUAUUCACAAUGGAUUAUAGGUACCCGCUCUCGGCGUUCCAGGCCUUUGCGAUCUGCCUGACUAGCUUUGACACCAAACCGGCCUGCGAAUAACUGAAUGAGGUAUCAACCUGUCUGUGUCUUCUCUCCAUUUAGCUCAGACGGCACCAGAUUCUGUUGGCUGCUGUAAAAACUCUCGAUCUUGCUAUGUCAAGACGAGCUGCUCCUGGGGGUGACAUGAUGUAACAAACAACUGCUAUGUAUUGUCAGAUCAAGAUGAACAAUGGCAUCUAUAUCUUGGCAACUGCUAUGUAUUGUUCUUGGAACGUUUAGCGGUGAGAUAUCACUGUCUUAUGGAUAAUAUGACGAUGUUCAUCUUGCC